Messenger RNA from Chroicocephalus ridibundus (black-headed gull), 2801 nucleotides. It is a transcript of the gene GKAP1, whose product is annotated as G kinase anchoring protein 1. The coding region runs from base 349 to 1446 and encodes 365 amino acids. Gene Ontology annotation, biological process: signal transduction. The transcript is spliced from 12 exons. Lineage: Eukaryota; Metazoa; Chordata; Aves; Charadriiformes; Laridae. The record is from RefSeq and is a predicted model, not a curated record. Gene Ontology annotation, cellular component: Golgi apparatus.
CCAUUCCCCUUCCCGCCUUCUCCCUCGGGCCCCAGCUCCGCGGCGAUGAGCCGGCCGGGGCUGAGGGGAGGCGCCCGCUGCCCCCGCGCCCCGCAGUUAUUUUGAUCCCGGCCGGAGCCCGUAUCGCCCGGCGCUGGCUGGGCUGCGGCGCGCGCCCCGCCCCGCCCCCGCCGGCCUCGCACCCGCGGCCGUUGCAACGGCCCGCCGUUAUAACCGCUGUUACAACCGCCCGCGGCCGCGGCGCGGCUGCCCUGCCUUCCCCGUCUCCGCUUCUUCCUCCUCCCCGCCGCCACCGGAGAAACCUAAUAACUAAAAAGAAGCCAGCUCAGUAGAGUAUCGUAUGUGGCAAUGGCGUCUGCUCUAAUCAGUUCAGUUCCUACCACUGCAUCUCGUUUUGCUUUACUACAAGUCGAAAGCGAUUCCGAUUUGGAGCCUGGAAAAGGAAGAAACAGCCAAGGUGCCAGUAAAUCUCAGGCUUCUGGGGGAAGAUCAUGUACAAAUGAGAAAAAGAGACAGAAAAGGAGAAAAAAGAAAGAACAGCAGCAGAGUGAGGCCAAUGAGCUCAGAAACCUUGCUUUUAAAAAGAUUCCUCAGAAGUCCUCGUAUAGAGGCUGCCUGUCUCAGCAUGAACAAAAACUGCAUACUGCAAUGCAGAAGGACUCUCGGGAAGAAAACUGGCAGGAGUGGAGACAAAGAGAUGAGCAGCUGACAUCUGAAAUGUUUGAAGCUGAUCUUGAAAAAGCAUUGCUGCUAAGCAAACUGGAAUAUGAAGAGCACAAAAAGGAACAUGAAAACGUUGAAAAAACUUCACCUCAGUCAAAGUCUGUGAAUAAGAAAAAGAACCAGCAAGGAAAAGACAAGCCUCUCACUGUGUCUCUGAAAGACUUUCAGUCAGACAGUAAUAUAGAUAACCUUCCUAAAAAACAUGAGGAACUGAAUUCUCCCCAGUCUUCAUUGCGUGAUGGAGGAUUUUUCAACAGGCUGGAAGGUGAUAUUCACAAAGUACUUGAAACAGAGAAAAGGAGAGUCCGGCUCGCUGAUUACAGUGGAACAGAUAACGGCACAUCUCAUGAACACAACCAGGAGACUGUUUUGAAAGAUGGAAAAAUAGAACGAUUAAAGCUUGAGCUUGAAAAGAAAGAUGCAGAAAUUGAGCAACAGAAAAAUAUAAUAACUCAAUGGGAGGCAAAGUAUAAAGAAGUAAAAGCAAGAAAUGCACAGCUUCUGAAGAUGAUGCAUGAAGGUGAAAUGAAAGACAAAGCAGAAAUACUCCUACAGGUGGAUGAAUGCCAAAUUAUCAAAAAUGAAUUGAGCUUACAGGUAACUAUACUUCAUGCUGCAUUAGAGCAAGAAAGAUCCAAAGUGAAACUACUGCAGGCAGAAUUAACAAAAUACCAGAGUGGGAAAAAAGGGAAAAGGCAUUUAGAAUCUGACCAGUGCAGGUGAUCUCCUCUGCCACCAGAUUCAAAGCAAAAAAACACCAAGUCUUUCUUCAGGGUUUUGCAGAAAUUUAUAUAUUUGUUGCACAACUGCUCAACUAUGCAGUUUUUGAAGAGAAAUGAAAAAUUUCUAGUUUGUUUAACAGUCUGAAUAAUUGAUUUGUUGCACUUUCUUUUAAAGAAAAAUUAGAAAACUAGUAUUUCAGCAGAGAUGAAACUAACUGUAAUGCCAUUAGUUUUUCAUCAUUCAAUAAAAUUUACUCUUCCAUUUCUGUGUUUGAUUUCUCACUUUCACAGACUUUUUCAGUUAAAAAGACUUCAUUUAAUGACUGUCAAUAUCCAAAUGCACUAGUAUGCAAAUGGUCAAAGUUUCACCAAGUCAAAACUGUAAAUGAGACAGCUUAUGCAAAAGCAUCUUGCUGUUCCUGAAUCCAGAUCUGUUUUUAAAAAAAAAAGGCAACAGUCACUACUUCCUCUCCCUGUAUAGGACAUCAUGAGGCUCAACAAGGCCAAGUGCAGGGUCCCCACUAUUAGUGCAGGCUGGGGGGUGAAGGGAUUGAGAGCAGCCCUGAGGAGAAGGACUGGGGGGUGUUCGUGGAUGAGAAGCUAAACAUGAGGCGUCAAUGUGCACUUGCAGCCCAGAAAGCCAACUGUAUCUUGGGCCGCAUCAAAAGAAGCGUGGCCAGCAAGUCAAGAGAGGUGAUUCUCCCCCUCUACUCUGCUCUUGUGAGACCCCACCUGGAGUACUGUGUCCAGCUCUGGAGACCUCAGUACAGGAAAGACAUGGACCUGUUGGAGCAGGCCCAAAGGAGGGCCACGAAGAUGAUCAGAUGACUGGAGCACCUCUCCUAUGAAGACAGGCUGAGAGAGUUGGGGUUGUUUAGCCUGGAGAGGAGAAGGCUCCAGGGAGACCUUAUAGUGGCCUUCCAGUACCUGAAGGGGGCUUAUCAGAAAGAGACUUUUGACCUGGGCCUGUAGUGACAAGACAAGCGGCAACGGUUUUAAACCUGAAAGAGGGAAGAUUCAGAUUGCACAUUCUUUACAGUGAGGGUGGUUAGGCACUAGAACAGGUUGCCUGGAGGAAGUUGUGGACAUCCGAUUCCUGGAAGGGUUCAAGGUCAAGCUGCACAGGGCUGUGAGCAGCCUGGUGUAGCAGAAGGUGUCCCUGCCACUGGCAGGGGGUGGACUUAGAUGAUGAAAAGCACCUUCUGACCCAAAUGAUUCUGUGAUUCUAAGACUCUGUGAUCUGUAUCCUUUUCAUACCUACGUGGGUUUCAGCUGCAAAACAUGGAAGCUGACGUGUGCAACUACCAUGUAAAAAGAGCUAUCUGUUAGCUUUGAAAAGUGCCCUGUGUCAUUCUU